GCCAUGAUGACGCCACGCGCCGCGGUGACGCGAGACGUAGGCGACUUUGUUUGGGAGCGCGGCUGGCGCGGCCGUUUUGAAGCUGCUCUGAGCCGCGCGCCUUCUGCCUGGGCCGCCUCAGCCGGUGUCCCAAAGUUUGUGCAAACCCCCGAGCGCGGGCGCCGCCGCGUCCGGACCGCAAAGUCUCGUCAGGCCGGUCGCCGCCGAGUCCCGAGUCCCGAGCCCCGGGCCCGCACCCCAGCCCGGCCGGGCGCCGCCUGCACUUGUGUCCUGCAGCCCCGAGGUCCCUGGCGGCCGCACUCGGGCCCUGGCGUGAGGAUCCGGGCUCCCAGAAAGGUGGGGCCGAGGCUCGGAGAUGCCGCCCGGUAAAGCCCUCCAGCCGGUGCUGAAGAUGAAGGUGGACGAGCUGUUCCUGCGCUGGCUCAGCGAGGCCGGCACGCAGGCCAUGCUGCGGGACUGUCUGCAGAGGAUCCGGGCGCCCGGGCGGGCUGACUGCGGCGACGGCGACGCCGGGCGGUCCCGGCCCACCCCCGCCGCCCCGGCCCCCGCGGCGCCGGUGCUGCCCGUGGGUUCCGCCUCCAGCCCCAGGCACGGGCCGCAUGUCCGCGGGACUCGCAGGUCGACCGGGCCGAGAGGAGUGCAGACGCGGAAGGAGGAGCCUCGGCCGCCAGCCUCCAGCCAAAGCAUUCCCGCCUUCUACUUCCCCCGAGGUCGGCCGCAGGACACGGCGAACACGGACGCCGUCAUCGCCAAGAUCGAGAGGACCUUCGCCCAGUUCCCGCACGAGAGGGCCACCAUGGAGGACAUGGGCAGAGUGGCCAAGGCCUGUGGCUGCCCGCUGUACUGGAAGGGGCCCCUCUUCUGCUGCGCCGGCGGGGAGCGCACGGGCUCCGUCUCCGUCCACAAGUUCGUCGCCAUGUGGAGAAAGAUCCUGCAGAACUGCCAUGACGACGCUGCCCGGUUCGUCCACCUGCUCAUGAGCCCGGGUUGCAACUACCUGGUUCAGGAGGACUUUGUCCCAUUCCUUCAGGACGUGGUGAACACCCACCCCGGCCUGGCCUUCCUGAAGGAGGCGUCGGAGUUCCACUCGCGCUACAUCACCACCGUCAUUCAGAGGAUCUUCUACGCUGUGAACAGGUCCUGGUCCGGGAGGAUCACCUGUGCUGAGCUGCGCAGGAGCACCUUCCUGCAGAAUGUGGCGCUGCUGGAGGAGGAGGCAGACAUCAACCAGCUGACGGAGUUCUUCUCCUACGAGCACUUCUACGUCAUCUACUGCAAGUUCUGGGAGCUGGACACCGACCACGACCUGCUCAUCGACCCGCAGGACCUGGCCCGGCACAACGACCACGCCAUCUCCACGCGCAUGGUCGAGAGGAUCUUCUCCGGAGCCGUGACGCGAGGCAGGAAAGUGCAGAAGGAGGGGAAGAUCAGCUACGCCGACUUUGUCUGGUUCCUCAUCUCCGAGGAGGACAAGAAGACCCCAACCAGCAUCGAGUACUGGUUCCGCUGCAUGGACCUGGACGGGGACGGGGCGCUGUCCAUGUUCGAGCUGCAGCACUUCUACGAGGAGCAGAGCCGCCGGCUGGAGGGCAUGGGCAUCGAGGCCCUGCCCUUCGAGGACUGCCUCUGCCAGAUGCUGGACCUGGUGCAGCCCGAGUGCCCAGGCAGGGUCACGCUGCGCGACCUCAAGAGGUGCAAGCUCGCCUACGUCUUCUUCGACACCUUCUUCAACAUCGAGAAGUACCUGGACCACGAGCAGAGAGAGCAGGUGUCCCUGCUCAGGGAGGCAGAGGCAGAAGGCCCCGAGCUGUCGGAUUGGGAGAGAUACGCGGCCGAGGAGUACGACAUCCUGGUGGCCGAGGAGGCUGCGGGGGACCCCUGGGAGGACGGGUAUGAGGCAGAGCUGAGCCCCGUGGAGCAGAAGCUGAGCGCCCUGCGGACGCCGCUGGCUCAGAGGCCCUUCUUCGAGACCCCAUCCGCCCUGGGCGCCACUGACCUGUACGAGGACGAGGAGGAGGAAGAAGAGGGCAGUGACGACGACAUACAGCCCUCGUGACGGGCUCCGAGGGCCGUGGGCGCGGCCGGCACGCAGCGGCUCCUGCGUGGAAGCAAACAGCACCAUGUGUGACGGUUUCAGAGGGUGAGCUCUUUACGGAACACAAGGUGCGCUCGUUUGGAGUGAUGAGUCUAUUUAUUUACUCGGGGCCGAGGCUGGUUGCAGCUGGGCCUGGAGGGGGGCUGCCCCCUGGCCGGGGAGGGCAGAGCAGAUGCCUGCCCCGGAGACGGAGGGGCCGCCCUCAGCCCCACGGGUCUGGCUUCCCCUGGAGCUGUUUGGAGACGGACCGGCCGGGUGACGCCCCAGGGAACCCAGGUCUGUGUCAGGAGGACCUACCCGCUCGUGGGUUCUGGCCCUGCGCAGUCCGCCGCGUCGCUGUCUGCGUCUGGUCCGCGGGGAGCGCCUCCCGGGCCUGGGCCCCGCAUCCGCCCCGCAUCCCGGGCGCUGGGCUGCCCCCUGCAGGGCUUCUGCGAUCCUUCCCUCCUCGAUGUACAAACUGUGUACAGUUAACGUGUAUUUGCUGUGGAGCGCGGUUUUAAAACAUUUUACGAGAUCACAUUUGUAUUUUCAAAUAAAUAAUUUAAGGGUUUUCAGCCUCAGGCUCUGCU
Messenger RNA from Phyllostomus discolor (pale spear-nosed bat), 2664 nucleotides. It is a transcript of the gene PPP2R3B, whose product is annotated as protein phosphatase 2 regulatory subunit B''beta. Gene Ontology annotation, cellular component: protein phosphatase type 2A complex. Gene Ontology annotation, biological process: protein dephosphorylation. Gene Ontology annotation, molecular function: calcium ion binding; protein phosphatase regulator activity. The transcript has 13 exons. The record is from RefSeq and is a predicted model, not a curated record. Bases 356 to 2056 code for a protein of 566 amino acids. NCBI's taxonomy places the organism in Eukaryota, Metazoa, Chordata, Mammalia, Chiroptera, Phyllostomidae.